Aureococcus anophagefferens is the source of this 2091-nucleotide messenger RNA. Its product is annotated as expressed protein. The record is from RefSeq and is a predicted model, not a curated record. Bases 22 to 2091 code for a protein of 689 amino acids. The transcript has 2 exons. Lineage: Eukaryota; Pelagophyceae; Pelagomonadales; Pelagomonadaceae.
AGUCGUAGAGGCGCGAGGCGUAUGAUGCGCGCCGUGCUCGUCGGGACGAUGCUCGCCUGGAGAGCGGGUGGCUUGCAGCGCUCUCAUGGAUGCUGGAGCGCGGGCGGCUUGCAGCAGCGCGCCGCGCGCUCCAGCGUCGCGGCCGCGCCGCCCAAAAGCUUCGAGGCCGCGCCGCCCCAAAACAUCGCGGCCGCGCCGCCCCAACCCAUCGCGGACGCCAGCGAGCCCGCGUUCCGCGCCUGGCUCGACGAGUCCUUGAGAGACGCCCCUCGCCGCGACGUCUACGGCGGCAUCUACGACGAGUGCGCCGCCGCGGUCGUGCGCUGGCGCCGGCGCUACCACGGGAACCCGCAGUUGUGGAAGCGGCUCAUGAAGGAGCGGCUCGUGAAGGAAUUGGUCGAGUGCGCGCCCGUCAUCGCGGCGACGCGCGACUUCGUCGCGGAGCAGCACGAGCGGGUGACGAUCGUCGACCUCUGCAGCGGCAAGGGCUACCUGAGCAUGUUCCUCAGCGAACUGCUGCCGCCGGACCGCGUCGAGCGCUGCGUGCUCGUCGACAAGGCCUGGCCCCACUGCCACGCGGUUCCGAAGCCGUCGCACAUCAACUGGGACCACGUCUACGGGUCGCACGACGCGCCCGACGGGACGACGACGAGCUACUUCGACGCGUGGCCCAUUCGGCUGACGACGUCGAAGCAGAACCUCAAGUGCCCGUCGACGACGCGCGGCAUGGUCCGGGCCAUCUUCGACCGCGCGCCGGGCCCCGUCGCCGUGCUCGCCGUGCACCUCUGCGGCACGCUGUCGCUCCGCGCGCUCGACCUCUUCAACUCGCAGCCGGCGACGCAGUUCCUCGUCUUGAAGCCGUGCUGCCUGCCGCCCAUGCUCCACGCGGUGCGCAACGAGACCUUCGUGGUCGGCGGGCACGCCUUCGACGCGGCGGACGUCGCGUCCCACGGCAAGUUCCGCGGCGGCGACUGGAUCGGCCCGCCGCGCCGCGCGAUCCAGCCCAAGUUCGAGCGAUGGGCGGCGCACCUCGAGGCGGGCGCGCUCGUGCGGGCCGGCGGCCGCAAGAGCCUCGAGCGGAGCGAGGUCGCGGGCCUCCUCGCCCUGCUGGAGCGGCGCUACGGCACGGUGCGCGGCGCCGCGCGCGCCCAGCUCCUCGCGACGGCGCGGGGCGCCGUCGCGCGGGAGAUCGCGCUCUGGUCCGCGCCGCGGCUCGACGCCGUCGACGGGUUGCUGCCGGUCGGCUGGGCGCCGCGCAAGGGCCUCGACCCGCCGGACGCCUGGCGCCGGGCCUGCGCCGCCUGCCACGUCUGCGCCCACGCCGCGGCGAGCUGCGAGGCCGUCGUAGCCGUCGACGUGGGCGGCCGGCCGCCGCCGUCGCUCCUCGCGGCCGUCGGAGGCGGCGACGGCGGGCCGUCGCUCAUCGGCGGCGGCGCGGUGCUCAAGGCCGGCCUGGGCCUCGUGAAGCGCCUCCGCCGCAAGAACGGCGGACACGAGGCGGCGGCGCACGCGGCCGCGGGCCUCGACGACCUCGCGGCGCUGGGGGCGGACGCGCGGUCCGCGCUCGACGGCCUCGCGGACGCGUUCCUGCGGCGCGUCGCGCGCCUCGCCCACGAGUCGCGGCGCAAGGUCGUUGUGGACGACCGGGGCCGCGACCGCCUCGGCGACGCCUGGCUCCGCGGGUUCCUGGAGCAGUGCGCGCGGUCGCUGCCGCCGCCGCACCUACGGGCGCUCCGCGCGGGUCUGGCGACGCUCGAGGUCGACGCGCUCCUCGGCGCCAAGCACCGGCGGGCGGCGCUCGGCGGUCGCAUCGCCGCGCUCCGCGACAUCUUCGGCGACGCCGACGACGCCGCGGCGGCGCUCGCGCGGAGCCUCGGCGCGCUCCACGACCUCAACGGCCAGCGGCGCCGCGCGCUCCUCGACGCGUUCGCGGGCCUCGCGCCGCCGGACGACGCCAACCCGCGCCUCGAGGACAGCGUCGCCGUCGCCGACGACGCCGUCCAGGCCCAGCUCGCGGCCAUGCUCGAGGCCAACGGCGUCGACGACCUCGACCCGCGCGCGGCCGCGCGGCUCCUCGCGGUGGCCGACUAA